GAACUUGUUUAUGUUUUUAUUGGUUGAUGCAUAUGGAGAAGUGUUAAUUUCAUUCACAGGGAGGCGUAUAUAUUAUAUUUUUGUCGUACAAAUACAAAUCACGGACAUCUUUAUCCUAUGGAUUAUUAUUGCUUUGAGUGAUGCAUCGACGAUUUUUACGCAACCGGAAGCUAAUUAUAAGUGCAUUAGAUAAAAAGUAAAGUAAAUUUUACGAUUGGAAACAAUGGUGAUACAAUAGCAACUGAUUAGCUUUUCAUUCUCAAAUCCGGAUUUUACAUUGAUAAAUGUACCUAGUUAUCAAGAACACAUCGAGAUAUAUUUUCAUUGAGAUUUUAAGAAUCACCUGAUCAGAGAAUAGUUUUCAUAAAGCUCUCGUAUGCAUAGCUGAACAAGUCUCAUACUGCACGAGAUUUGAGAAUAUUUUAGAUUUACGAAGAAUUUAUUUGAUAAUUUAUCCACAUUAGUACAUUUACUGAAGCGUAUUUGUAAAAAGAAAAUUAAUCGAUUUAUAGUUCAGCUGUUGUUAAUCAUUCUCAAACAUUUGAAAGCAUUCAAAAUGGCCUUGAAAGUAUGUUUUAUAGCAAUCUUGGUGAUAUUUUCUCUUCAAAAAUUAAUGUGCCAGGCUAGUAUUCUAAAUCCAUAUUUCGAAGACAUUAGCUUCGAUUUCGUAAAUUAUUCUUAUGUUGAUAGCGAAACUUUCGAUGUUUCGAUCAAUUAUAAACCUAAGUCUCGAAAUAGUAUCAACGUAAAAAUUGAUCUAAUCGAGGAGUUGCCAGCCAAUAUGAUGAUAAAGUUGAAUGUAUCGAGCCGUGUUUUUGGCCAAGAAAUUCCGACUGGCCUAUCAUUCGAGAGUUCAAUUUGUGACAAUGGUAACGCAAAGUUUUUUUACGACAUCUUGAUGGUACCGUUCGGCGUAAAAGAGUGUCCUCCAGAAAAGGGAUCGUACGAGAAAGAAGAUUUCAUACCCGACCUGUCAAAAGUACCUAUACCCUUGGUACCGGGUACUAGUCUACUAAUUAAAAUUCACAUGUACGCGGAGGGCAUACAAUUGCUCGACUGCAAAGCGUUCAUCGUCGCGUAAUAAUUCGACAUGUACUCGAGAAUAUAGAAAAAUACAAUAAAGAAGCUUCAAAACACAA
Messenger RNA from Nasonia vitripennis (jewel wasp), 1139 nucleotides. RefSeq lists its product as uncharacterized. The transcript has 4 exons. The record is from RefSeq and is a predicted model, not a curated record. Lineage: Eukaryota; Metazoa; Arthropoda; Insecta; Hymenoptera; Pteromalidae. The coding region runs from base 557 to 1081 and encodes 174 amino acids.